Polyodon spathula (Mississippi paddlefish) is the source of this 4541-nucleotide messenger RNA. RefSeq names its product contactin-associated protein 1-like. The record is from RefSeq and is a predicted model, not a curated record. Lineage: Eukaryota; Metazoa; Chordata; Actinopteri; Acipenseriformes; Polyodontidae. The transcript is spliced from 24 exons. Bases 240 to 4157 code for a protein of 1305 amino acids.
UUAAUAGACAUUUUAAACAGAAGCAGCCCGGCUCAGAUUAUUCUCCUUGGAGAACAAUAUUAAUCUUGCCGCGUGCAGGGCAGGGGAUUGGACGCGCGCCUGUGUGUGUAGCAUCUGCGCGCAACCGCUCCAGCCGGGACUGCCAGUCUCUUUGGGAAACAGAUUUGUUGCAGGGCGUGCGAAAGUUGGGCACUAGAAAGGAACCGCUAGCUGAAAGUGUGUGUACAAAAUUGCAAAGGAUGCAUUGCAUAAUACUGAGCAUAAACCUCGUGGUUGUACUUGUUUCUCGGCAUUGCUUGGCACGACCCUGUAGGGAUCAGCUAGUGGCUCCACUGUAUGCAUCCUCUUUCGAGGCAUCGUCCAGAUACAACUUCUUAUAUUCGGCUAAUCUUGCAAGAUUGCAUGGUGGGAGUGGGUGGUCACCUGCACCAAGAGAUCGCCAGCCAUGGCUACAGAUCAACCUGUUCCACAAAUACAGGAUCACUGCGAUAGCUACCCAGGGGACAUUCAACAGCUAUGACUGGGUGACUAAAUACACACUGCUGUAUGGAGACCGACCCGAUGCCUGGACACCAUUCGUUCAAAGGGGAGGCAAUUUGACUUUUUCAGGAAACUGGAAUUAUUAUCAGGUCAAGAAACACAACCUGCAUUAUGCGAUCACAGCCAAGCACUUGCGCAUACUUCCUGUGGGCUGGAACCCGAUGGGAAAGAUCGGGCUUCGACUGGAAGUGUACGGCUGCUUCUAUGACUCCUAUGUCAUGGCCUUCGAUGGGGACGACAUGGUCGCCUACAGGUUUGGAGGAAACACUAUGAAAACGCUGAAGGACGUCAUCGCUCUGAACUUCAAAACCCUGGAACGAGAAGGGGUGCUCCUGCAUGGAGAGGGACCCCAAGGAGACUACCUUACUCUGGAGCUUGUGGACUCAAAGCUGCUCAUGCAUAUCAGUCUAGGAAGUAGCAAUGUUCAUGAUAUGACUGGACACACUUCGGUCACUCUGGGCAAUCUUCUGGAUGACCAGCACUGGCAUUAUGUCACGAUCCAUCGCUAUGGCAACUAUGUUAAUUUAACCCUUGAUGGUGAAACAGCAAGUAUCCGCUGUAGUGGAGAUUUCCUGUACCUCAACCUGGAGAAAGAACUGUACAUCGGAGGAGUGAUAGAGGUUAAUAAACCGCAUUUGCCCGACAAGCACAACUUCCGAGGCUGCAUGGAGAACGUCUUUUACAACGGGGUCAACAUCAUUGACCUGGCUAAGAAUAAGAAUCCCCAGAUACGAUUCCCUCACCGGAAGAAAAAGAUCUACUAUGCCUGCCAGGAUCUGCUCCUGAAGCCAAUGACCUUCGCAGGGAUCAAUAAUUACCUGCAGGUCCCAGGGCCCUUCAGACGGAACAGGAUGUCUGUGAAGUUUAAGUUCAGGUCCUGGGAUGCAACUGGCCUGCUAAUGUAUACUAACUUUGCAGACAACUUGGGCUCCCUGAAAAUGGCACUGAGCGAAGGGCAGGUGAACAUUUCCAUCGCACAGCCUGGGAAGAAGCCUCUGGAGUUUGCUGCAGGAUACUGUCUGAACAAUGGCUUCUGGCACUCUGUGGACCUGGUGGCAAGGGAUAAUUUUGCUACAGUGAUCAUUGACGAAGAGGAGGGCUCUCCACUUAGGAUCAACAACAUCUUCACUCUGCGGACCGGAGACAGAUACUUCUUCGGAGGUUGCCCUAAACCAGCUAAUGGCACGGGCUGUGUCUCUGACCUCAUUGCCUUCCAUGGCUGCAUGCAGCAGAUCUAUAUUGACAGCGAGCCCGUCGAUAUAGACAUCAUUAUGCAACGUCGGCUGGGUCGGUACUCCCAGCUUCUCUUAGGCACCUGUGGAAUAACAGACAGGUGCACCCCGAACCUGUGCGAGCACGAGGGGAAGUGUAUCCAAUCCUGGGACGAUUUUAUAUGUAACUGUGACAACACUGGAUACAAAGGAGAAGUGUGCCAUAAAUCUGUCUAUAAAGAAUCAUGUGAAGCAUACCGACUCACUGGCAAAUACUACUCAGGGAACUACACCAUCGACCCAGACGGCAGUGGCCCACUUAAACCCUUUGUAGCCUAUUGUAACAUACAAGAGUAUAAGGCUUGGUCGGUCGUGAGGCAUAACCGUGAGUAUGGGACCAAGGUGACGGGCACCAGCAUGGAGAGACCCUUCAUUGGGGACGUUCAGUAUUACAAUGCCUCCUGGGGUGAGGUGUCUGCACUGGCUAACGGAUCAGAGUACUGUGAACAGAGGAUACAGUACGACUGCUACAAAUCCAGGCUCCUGAACACCCCCGAUGGUCAUCCCUUUGGUUUCUGGAUAGGUCGGAAUCAGGAGAGGCAUUUUUACUGGGGAGGGUCAUUCCCGGGAAUACAGAAAUGUGGCUGUGGGAUAGCCAAGUCCUGCUCUGAUGCUAGGUUCUACUGUAACUGUGACGCCGACUACAGGCAAUGGAGUUAUGAUAAAGGACUGCUGAACAAUGUAGACCACCUGCCAGUGACGCAAGUGGUGGUGGGAGAUACGAAUCGUACUGCUUCAGAGGCCCGGUUCACAGUCGGACCCCUGCGUUGCUAUGGAGACCGAAACACCUGGAACACCGUUUCCUUUACAAAAACCACACACAUGGAGUUCCCUACCUUCAGACCUGGUACCAGCGCUGACAUCUCGUUUCAUUUCAAAACCACGGCAGACCAUGGCGUCUUCGUGGAGAACCCCGGGCCCCCCUACUUCAUCAGGGUGGAGCUCAACUCCACCACGGAACUUCUCUUCAUUUUCAACGUCGGAGACGGAAUCAUAAACGCCACUCUGAAAUCCCCCACCCCGCUGAACGAUGACCAGUGGCACUUCGUCAAGGCAGAGAUCAACGUGAAGAUGGCCCGGAUAAAGGUGGACGAGCUGCCCUGGGUGGUGAGGCGGUUCCCUUCGCAGAGCUAUGUCAACUUGGUGUUCACCAAACCUCUGCUCGUGGGAGCAGCGGAGUACAAGAUGAGGGGGUUUCUGGGCUGCCUCCGGGGGCUACGGAUGAACGGGGUGACCCUUAACCUGGAAGGGAAAGUGAACGAGAGCGAAGGGAUAAAGUACAACUGCUCGGGUCACUGUUGGAACACUUCCCAAGUGCUGUGUCGCAACGGAGGGAGAUGUGUGGAGAAAUACAGCACCUACCUCUGUGACUGCAACGAGACAGCCUUCGACGGGCUGUACUGUCAUAAAGAUAUUGGCGGUUACUUUGAACCUGGGACUUGGCUACGCUACAACAUUCGCUCAGCAGCGAUAACGGCGGCGGCGCAAUUUGCCAACAUCGUGGACCCCCUGAGCUUCACGCUGGGGUACAACCAGACCAGCGAGGAGAUCGUGUUCAGCUUCAGCACCACAGAGACUCCCGCUGUGCUCUUGUACAUCAGCUCCUUCACCAAUGACUAUAUCGCCGUGGUCCUCAAACAUGACGGUAGUUUGGAUCUGAGGUACCGGCUGGGUUUAUUUACCAAUAAAUACACCCUGAGCAAUCGUUACAUGGCUGACGGGGAACCGCACAUUGUUAACGUCACCAGGAAGGAAAGAGAAAUCAGAAUUGAGGUGGACUACACGCAGCCUAUCUUCCAAAGUAUACCGUUGAUAUUCGACAAGAAAUUUGAUUCUCCAAAAUCCCUGUUUCUCGGAAGAGUGUUGGAGACUGGUAUAAUUGAUCCAGAGAUCCAGAAGUACAACACCCCCGGCUUCACGGGAUGCCUGUCGGGGGUCAAGUUCAAUAACAUAGUCCCACUGAAGGCAUACUUCAGACCCAACGAGACUGAUCUCCCCAUCACCGUCAUGGGGGAGCUUGUGGAGUCUAACUGUGGGGCCGGGCCGGUGGUCCUUCCUCCAAUCCCCCUGGAGAUAGACCCCUGGUACACAGGACCAGUGUUCCACUAUAUACACGAUGACACUCCCAGUGGACCGGUGUUAGCAGUGAUCAUCCUACUGGUUCUGCUCAUAGUGCUUGGCACCUUAGCUGCCCUGUACAUGUAUUUGUUCCACUACAAGGGGUCGUACCACACCAACGAACCCAAGGCAGUGGAGUCUCCAAGCAGCAUGAAGCCACUGACAGAAGAGGCUCCCAAGAAAGAGCAAAACCUGCAGAAGAUACAGGAGGAAGACAAGGACGAAUAGGGGAGGAAAUGGGUGCUGCUCCAAGAUAACUUCUUUUUUAUAUAUCUGUUGCGAUCAAAUCAAACGAUCCAAUGCAGGAUCUCUGGUCAGUUACACUAAUACAGAGAAGGAAGGGUUGGUAAUAGUUCAAGUUUAGCAGAUGUGUUUUUAGCACUUCCAAAUUACAGGCUUGAGAGCGAACAGAAGUGCCUGAAAUCUUUGGGUUUUUUUGUUUUUAAACAAAACAAAACAAAAAAACAUACCUUGGAUACCUGAUAUCAGUGACCUGCAAAAAUAUAAUUAAAAAAAGCAUCAAAAACGAUGAUGAUUCUACUCUCCAUUAAUCUGAAUGUCAAGUAUUCCAUAUUAAUAAUAAUAGAAGCAGUUACAUGGAAAAUGGAACCU